CUAGAAACAAACAAAAUGAUUGGAAGACUGUCGUUUUGGAACAAAGACAAUACCAGCAAUGAGGUGGACUGCUUGGGCUGCCGCCUGGUUAGCGGUUUCGGGCUGAUCGGCAUUGGUGUGUUUCUGUUGGCCCAGGCAAAGCGGCGCAGCAAGCCUCUCGAGAACUACACAAUGAAAGGGUUGGCAGCCGCUGUUGGAGCUCUGGGCGUGGCUCGGUUGGGAAAUGCAGGAUUACUGAAGCCAGCCGCCAAGGAGAAACCGGAGGAGGGGACGACGCCCACAAAGACUAUAACAAAGGAUCAUGGAUUCUUUUUUCGACGCUAGACAGGCGGUUGUAAUUGCUAGCUGACUCAUUAAAUUUACAAUUAGUUAUGUACUGUU
This is a messenger RNA of Drosophila persimilis, 381 nucleotides long. RefSeq lists its product as uncharacterized. Lineage: Eukaryota; Metazoa; Arthropoda; Insecta; Diptera; Drosophilidae. The transcript has 2 exons. The record is from RefSeq and is a predicted model, not a curated record. The coding region runs from base 16 to 324 and encodes 102 amino acids.